Rotaria socialis is the source of this 2838-nucleotide messenger RNA. The record is from the annotation of a GenBank genome assembly. NCBI's taxonomy places the organism in Eukaryota, Metazoa, Rotifera, Eurotatoria, Philodinida, Philodinidae.
AUGGGUUUUCUGCUGCAUCUGCUGAUUCUUGGCGGCUCGCCGAUAUGUUCCGGAUAUUUUAGCCCAGAUACCACCGACUACGAUGCUUAUGGAUUGAAGAUGGCUGCCAACAAUCUUAUCUUAGUUGAGUCACAGCCUGAUAAUACUGCAUUUUUCAUCCUAUUCCCACCCUACAACAAUGUAUCUACUGGCCAGCAAUUUUCCCUUGACUAUGACGAUGGCAAUGAUUAUGUUUAUUCGGUAGGAGUCGGGUUUCAGGCAAGUGACAGUAACUUUUACGCGGUAGGUCAAGUCGCCACUGGAAACGGACAGGACAUCGAUCUGAGUGGAGGUAAUGCCACAUUCAUUGCUUAUUACAAUGCUACAAACGACGUACAAUGUGGUCAAAUUGCUCGUACUAUAAUUAGUGAGAUUCCUUUCUUACCAGAUGAUUUUCUCGUUAUGGUGGUUCAUCCAACUGGACAAUUUGCACUAGGGCUGGCUCCAAAUUUUGCCUUCAUAUUCAAUCCAUCAGGUUCGCCCACACUGAUUACGAAAACUUCAGUUUGGUCGAAUAGCUCCUUUACCCCAAGAGCAGCAGACAUAGAUACCAAUUUUACUAUUGUAGCUGGUAUACGUACUAAUUCAGCCUCUUCCCGUGCGCUUGCUAGCGUUGUUGUCUAUCUAAUCGAUAACACAUUGAGUCAUAUAUAUUCUACAUGGACCUACGUACCAACAGCCAACAGCUGGCAAAGUCAAUUAAAAUUUUCGGGCUACGACAGCUGGUCUGUCAAAUAUACCAUGUCCGUUGAUAUCAAUAAUUAUAAUCCAACCCGUGUACUUGUCGGUGUUCCUUGUGUCAAUACUGUCUUUCAUUUUAUCGUAGGUGGCGGCGGAACAACAUUGAACUUGACAGACCAAAGAAGUAGUGGCAAUAGUGUUGGGUUCGGCAAGGGUGUUGCUUGGAUAUCAUCUGACCAAGCUGCCAUUCUUGCAAACAUAUAUACAUUAACAUUCUCCUCUUGGUUGUCUUCACAAAUUUGGGUUUACACGCAAUUGCCCUCAACUAGCCUUGUCUCAACACCAACAGUCAUCAUACCCAAUAGCCAACAACCUAUACCUUCUACUAUCAGUAGUGAACUUAUCAAUCUAGUCUCCACUCCAAGUGGAUUGGUUGUCUUAGACGUAUCUGGUGGAAUUCUCUUUAUUUUAUCGACUCCACCUAGCUAUUAUGCUUCGACGGAUCCGAAUCUAGCACCGGACUCUAUUGCAAUACCAUCCAUUAGUACAACACAAAGUUGUCUUGCUGGCAUGAUGAAGAGUGACACAGGACUUCAUCGCUGCUCUCUUUGCCCUAUGGGUUGGAGAAGUUCAGUAGGUAGCAUCAACUGCACAGCCUGUAAUGCAUCAGCAUUUUGUCCGCCUGGUGCUGUUGCUGAAGUGUCACAAACCGAAUUACAAACGAUUUUGCAAGCAUAUCCCUAUUACAAAAAUCCAGACACAACACUAUUUGAUGAUGUUCUUUUAAAAAAUGUAUUUCACAUAGGUUCGACUAGACAUUGUGUUGUUGUAUCACCUAUAUUCUGGACUCUGAUUGUUCUGAUCCCACUAUUGGCUCUUAUUGGCAUUCUAUUAAUGUGUCAAAAGUGCAGUCGAAGUUCACAUGAUUCAGCGCGCAUGAAAACUAUAAAAAAGUGGUUAAAACGCACCGAUCUUGUAGCUGAAGGUGAGAACUGGAUUGGCGGAUUGUUCACACUCGCGCUUAUUGUGCUAUUGAUCCAAACCUAUGUGUUCGCCAACAAUUUUAUGUUUCAGUAUCCGGCAGCAAGUGUUGGCAACAGCAAUUUCGCUUGCGACGUUACAUUACGAAACGCUUUGUUCGAUACAUCACUAAAGUCACUUGCCAUUCCACCAUCUAGUGAAGAGCAAGACAUGUUCGAUUUGCUUAACAAUCAACAGUGGACGUUGAAUGUUAAUUUGAUCAAUACGGCAAUUAAUUGUUCAUCAAUAUCUCCCUACGAAAUUAUCGGUACCUCGUCGAUUGCACUCAGUCUAGCAACAUGUAAGAACGUAAACUCUGCAGUGAAAGCGACUAUUGUCUUAUCGAAUCAUGCGGAACAGUUACAAAUAGUAAUCAACGAUAUCAACGUAAUUGGAGGCAUAGCAGUGGGUUUUACUGGUCCAGGAAGCACUGCGGGAAGUAAAUCGGUUCAGCAAAUGAAUUUUAUUCAGGCAUUUUACAAUACUAAUGAAACAUUAGCUCAAUCAAUUCUCAUUGCUCUACAGCUCAUCAUGGCCAUAAAUGAGACCGAAUCAUUAAGUGGAUCAGAAACACAAUAUUCAGGAAUUUGGUAUCCAAUAUAUACUGUAGACAAAAGUACGAUAUUAGUCACGCGUGAUGAAUAUGCGAUCUUAUCCAAUUUGACUCAAACUACAAUAGCAAUUACUCUCACGGAUAGUUCAUACUAUAUCAAUCACGUACAAUCGCCGCUUGCCAAACAGCCUGAAGUGAUAUUCAAGACGUUUUUGGUCACUCUUAUUAUUUUGGAAAUGAGCGGUUUAUGUUUUCUUAUAUCUAAACUUAUAAUCUUCCCUUUAAUCAAAUUCCUCUUCUGUCGACACAAGAAGUUAAGAACUAAAAUAUUUGGGGAAAAUGAAAAAAGUGGUGAAGAAAAGGACGAAGAAUAUGAGAUGGAGGAGGAGAAGGGUCACGCUGCUAAUCUCGAAGGUCAACAUCACAAAUCAUCUGGAUACAAAUCAGCAAAAGUAUAUCCAAAUUCAGCUCAUCACAAUCAAUUGGAUAAAUUUAAAGAGCCACAUUUGGAUGCAUCCACUGAAGAACGCAAUGACUCAAAAUAG